Molecule: messenger RNA, 3833 nt
Organism: Ceratitis capitata (Mediterranean fruit fly)
Lineage: Eukaryota; Metazoa; Arthropoda; Insecta; Diptera; Tephritidae
Gene: Eaat2
Product: excitatory amino acid transporter
Exons: 6
Coding region: 1593-3323 (576 amino acids)
Biological process (GO): L-glutamate transmembrane transport
Cellular component (GO): plasma membrane
Molecular function (GO): neutral L-amino acid transmembrane transporter activity; L-glutamate transmembrane transporter activity; glutamate:sodium symporter activity
Source: RefSeq, a predicted model, not a curated record
UCUCACUCGUUAAAGGUACACGGAAUUGAACGCGAGUUGGUGAAUUUGGCAAGGGAAAAAAUAAUUUGUGUGUAAAGAAUUUGUGAAAAAAAAUACUUAUAUAUAUGUAUAUUUCAAUUCGCAAAGCAGAAAAGUGAAUGAAAAGCGCAGCUGUUUGGAAAUGAAAAUGAUUUUAUUAAUAGCAUAAAACAUAUUUUUUAACUUGGAAAAUCGCUAAAAACGCAAAAGACAAUUCAAAGAAAAAUCGCAUAAUCGGCAUAAAACGCAUGAAACGGUGCAACGCCCUUUUGUGUACACACCAACAGACCAAUUGAAAAGUGCAAACAUUCCGAUUUCGUCGACACUUGACACAGAUUAAUUGUGCAGAAAGACUGAAAAUCGAUUUUUUCGUCACAAAUUUCGGGUGCAAUGAUACUGAGUGUGCAUUGAUUUUCUACACAUUUUCCUUUUUUACUGUCGCCAAAGAAAUUUCACCCAAAAAGCGAAUUUAAUCUAACUCUGACGACGCUGAAGCUAUUAACAACUGCCCAAAAAUUGUUAAGAUACAUUUUUUUUGAAAUUUUUUUCAAACUAAAGACAGCUUAAAUUUUCUUACAAAAAAAAGAAAAGAAAAGGAAAUCGAAAAAAACACAAUACAAAAUUGAAAACAUUUUUUUUUUAACCAUAAAACCACAUUCGAGUGCUAACUAACGCAUUUUCAAAGAAUUUCCAACAAAGUUUUCAAACAAACCUCAACAACGGAGCCAAUACUAAAAUUCCAAUUCCAACUAGACGCUCCGGACGAGUCCGCCUAUACAGCUGGGCGGCGGCAUACACGUCAUACCAAAAAGACUACGCCGCAUCGGUAGCCGAAGUGUAUUUUGAGGGUUAUGUCAAUUAACUGUGUAGUCUCAACUUAAAUAACGGUAUAUAGAAUAUUGAAUCAAUGGCGUACUUAAUUAAUAUACUUAAAUUUAAUGUGAAAUACUUAAAAAGUAAUUAAUAACCGUUAAAGGCAGCAUUAAAAAUAAUUACAAAUACAAAAAUCGUAAUCAUCAUAAUAAUCAUAAUAAACUGUCCACUGACGCACAAAGCACAAAAGAGAAUAAUAAAAAAAAUUUAACUAAUUACAAAAAUAAAAAAUAGCAUAAAAGAACCGUUCCUGCAAAAUGGAUCAAUAAGCAAUUACAUUAAAAGCCCAACAAGCCAAAGUCAACAGGAAGAUAAAGAAAAUAACAGUUAUAGAAAGAGAAACAAAUAAACUACAAUCAAACCGUCAAACAGUCCAACCGCAGCAAGCGUCUUUAUCGAUUACCAUUGUUUCAAGUACCACAUACAUACCUUAAAAACCUAUAUAUACAUAUAUAUAUAUAUAUGUAUACAUGUAUAUAACUUGCCAAUUACCUACCCGUAAGUGCGUACCCUUACCGUUUGGCUGGUUUUAAAAACUUUUCUUCAUUUUGGGUUUUUCUAUUUAUUUAUUUUUUUCUUUGAAAACCCCUUUGAAAUCUCUUUACUUCGUCCAUUGUACAUAUUUACGCUCAACGAACUGUGCAUAAAUACAAGAAAAAUAUUUAAAAGUGGCCAUUUGGGGCAACGCGUCCAAUUAUACAAUGGAAAAAUCUGAACAAUUUUCAGAUUAUCUCUUUGCGAAAAUGGGCCCGCCCAGUAGUACAACCGUCAAUGGCACCGAAUUGCCACCGAAGACAACUGAACGUAGUGGGGCGCCGCGUGAGCUUACCGGCUACCGGAAAUGGUUGCGGGAGAAUCUAAUGUUGCUGGUGACGCUAUCCGGUGUGCUGUUGGGUGUGAUUUUCGGUUUUACGCUGCGACCCUUGAAUUUGCAUGAGGAUUCCAUUAUGUUGAUCUCCUAUCCGGGCGAGCUGUUCAUGCGUGUUUUGAAAUUAAUGAUUUUGCCUUUGAUCAUAUCCAGUUUGAUUGCCGGUUCGGCGAGUUUGAAUGCACGAAUGAAUGGUAAAAUUGCACUUCGUACAUUGGUUUAUUUCGUUGCAACUUCGUUCAUGAAUGCUCUGCUCGGCAUCGCUUUGGUGCUACUCAUUCAUCCUGGUGAUCCUAAUCUACAUAAUACCGCCGAUCGUUCCACUGAUAAAAGGGCUGUGAAUCUAUUGGAUAGCCUUUUGGAUUUGGGAAGAAACGUCUUCCCAGACAAUCUAUUUCAGGCAUCCUUUCAACAAGCGCACACUGUUUAUCUUCCUAAACCCAAUAUUUUACACACAUUUAAUGAGACACUCAACGACACUGCGAUCGGUAGCGAAAUGGAACCAACUGAGGAGUUACAAACCCAACAACAACAGCAAGGGAAUGACGAUGAGGAACCGGCACUGAUACGUGUAGUACAAUAUCGCAGCGGCACCAAUACACUCGGCAUUGUGUUCUUCUGUCUGGUGUUUGGCACCAUUUUGGGCACAAUCGGUGAGAAAGGCCAAAUUGUGGUGGAUUUCUUUACAGCCGUCUUCGAGGUCAUCAUGAAGAUGGUCACCUGCGUGAUGUGGCUGACACCGAUCGGUAUUAGUUCGGUGAUAGCUGGGAAAAUAUUGGGCGUUAACGAUUUGCAUUUGGUCAUGGAGCAGCUGAUGUGGUUCAUAUUGACAAAUCUGAUUGGCGUUUGUCUGUAUCAAUUCAUUAUAAUGCAGGGGAUUUAUUUUGUAUUCGUGCGACGCAAUCCGUUCAAAUUCUAUGCUGGACUAAUACAACCCAUGCUGACCGCUUUUGCGACAGCCUCAACUGCUGCUGCUCUACCCAUCACAUUCCGUUGCAUGAACGACAAGCUGCGUGUGGAUCAGCGUAUUAGCCGUUUCGUUCUACCAAUCGGUUGCAAUAUCAAUAUGGAUGGCACGGCUUUGUUCAUUGCUAUCGCUUCGAUUUUUAUCGCUCAGAUGAGUGGCAUACCGUUGGGUUUUGGUGAAUUGGUUACUGUUCUGUUAACGUCGACUGCUGCUUCAAUGAGUUCGGCUAGUGUGCCGAGUGCUGCUUUGGUCCUGCUACUGGUCGUGCUCACCGCCAUUGAUGCGCCCGUACAAGAUGUCACUUUGCUAUUUGCUGUCGAUUGGUUUGUUGAUCGUAUGCGCACCACCAACAACAUGCUUGGCGAUUGCUAUGCAGCUGCUGUCGUCGAGGAGUUGUCACGGAAAGAGCUAAUGGCACUGGAUGCCGCCAUUCUCUAUCAGGAAGUGCCAGUUGGUACGCCAAAUGGCAAUGUCUUGCUUGAGGGGCAAACCGAGUUGGAUAGCAAAUGUUCAAUGAGCGAUUCGGUGGUGAUCGAUAUCAAUAAUGUGAUCAACAGCAGUAAUUUGCAGAAGGAGAGCACUGGCUAUCGCGCUUAAGUUAAGAUUAGUUUUGUUUGUAUAACACUUAUAUAUACAUAUAUAAUAUAUAAACAUCUUUACACACUUAAGUAUACCCACACUUACAUGCACUCUUAGUACAUAAUGUCAUACAAAAAUAUUUAUAUACAUUAACAUAACUCUGGUAGAAAAAUAGAAAAUUGUGUGACAUGAACGUCAUCAAAAAGUCACAGAUGAUCCAUAAUCUCUAAAAGUCUUGACUGAUUUCCCAUUAAAGCUGUUGGGUGAAGUGAAUGGAGCAUAAAAAAUAUUGAAUUAAUAUGUGAGACAGGCAGAUGAGUAUUUGAUUUGUAUAAAAAAAAUUACCGUUAGAAAUGCUAAACAGAAUUAGUUGAUUUUUAGGUAAAAUUAGAAUACAAAUUUAUAACAUUUCGGACUUCAGUAUACCUAAAAAUUUGUGAAGGGCAUAUAUAGACCAAAAAAAGUAAAAAGUUCGUUCGGUUUUUUUUAUUGAUUUUUCAAAAUAUGAUAAGUUUGUGUACAUUUGUC